Hepatospora eriocheir is the source of this 1194-nucleotide messenger RNA. The record is from the annotation of a GenBank genome assembly. NCBI's taxonomy places the organism in Eukaryota, Fungi, Microsporidia, Hepatosporidae.
AUGAAAUUAAAAUUUCUUGUAAAAUAUUUAUCAUUUAGUGUGCUUAAUAAUAAAGUAAAUGCAUCUCAUUGUUCACAAUCAAAUGAUGUUUCAGAAACAUUUUAUAAUCCUUAUCAAGAUGAAGAAAUAUCUCAUAAGGCGCGCCCAUUUAGCAGUAAAGGUUUCUCAAAAAAAUCAACGACUUUUAAAAAUCUAUCAAAACAACGGUGUUCAGAACCAUGUAAACAUCAUAAAAGUGGAUCAAAAAAGUGUGGUUUUAUAUCUUCAUGUCGAAAACCUGUAAAAUUUGUAUGUGGAAAUUGCUCUUUUAAUAACGAUUUACAAUGUAAAAUUGAAUUUUGUUCUAAAAUUUUCUAUUUUGAUAUUUAUAAAUUAUUAAAUAGGAAUAAAAAUGAGAAUGACGAUCAAGUUGAUCAAAUAGAUCGUAGUGAUAAUUCAAAUGAAUCUUUUUCGUCUAAUCCAAUCAAUGAUUUUACUGGUGGUAAUAAAUCAUUUACUAAUGAUAACAACAAAGACAGUCAAUUAAUAAAUACAAAUGAUUUUUCUUCAGUUGAUUCAAAAAAUUUUUCUAUUAAUGAAAAUUUAAAUAAUAACUCAGAUUUGCAAAAUAACGAUCCUUAUUCUAAUCAAAUUACUUCACCAGUUUUAAGACAAGAUCAAGAUAUUAAGAAUCCUUAUUAUUAUAAUCAAACAAUUAACACUUCUAACAGCAAUAAUGUACCAUUUACAAAUAAUUCUUAUCCUGUUAAUCAAUUUAAUAAUCAACCUGUCUAUAACCAAGAAAAUUCUUUUCAAUAUCAAAAUGAAAACUCACCUUAUCUUUAUAAAGAAAAAUGUUUUAUUAGAAAAUGUAAUAAUUCAAAUCAUAGGUACAGUCCAUAUCUUAAAUUCUCAACUAAUUAUCAACAAAAUUCUUUUAAUCAAGGACUGUUAUUAAAUAAUUCAGCUCAAGCAAACAAACAAUCAUUCAUUAAAAACGAAAAAACUUUUUAUCCUCAUGACAAUUCAUUUGUUUUUAAUAAACCAUCAACUGUUAUUAAUGACCAAUCUCAACCUAAUUUUGAUACUACAACCAAUCCUCAGUAUUUCUCUCAAACAUUUAACAAAUUAAUUGAUAAUGCUGUUUCAAAAUCUUAUAAUUUGAUUUCAUAUGAUGAAUUUUCAAAAAAUACUAGUGACUACAAUCAAAAUUAA